Molecule: messenger RNA, 1584 nt
Organism: Chaetomium strumarium
Lineage: Eukaryota; Fungi; Ascomycota; Sordariomycetes; Sordariales; Chaetomiaceae
Product: nucleotide-sugar transporter-domain-containing protein
Exons: 3
Coding region: 281-1312 (343 amino acids)
Biological process (GO): pyrimidine nucleotide-sugar transmembrane transport
Cellular component (GO): Golgi membrane
Molecular function (GO): UDP-galactose transmembrane transporter activity
Source: RefSeq, a predicted model, not a curated record
GAAUAUGCUUGGCAAAAGUGUCGAGAAUGAUGGCGAACCGGGCCGGGCCGGGGCAGGGACCGCACCACAGCCGUUUCGAAUAUUCCAGCCCGUGCAACCGCCGUCCCGUCGAUGGCAGCUCUCAGUGCAACGACUCUCCUUGGCGUUGCUUGUCCUGCAGAAUUCGGUGCUUGUCAUGGUGCGGCCCCAAUUAGACCGGGAGAUCGGGAAGCCUGGGGAAGAUGGGACGAGCGGGUACGCUGACUCGACUGACUGACUGACCCACCCAACUCUCCAGAUUAUGCACCACUCCCGCAACAGGCCCACGGGGCCACAGCCCUUGUAUCUCUCUUCGACCGCGGUCUUGCUCGUCGAACUCAUCAAACUGCUGGCCAGUUUGGUGCUUGCAGCACUCGAUACAUGCCGGUCCCACCCCGAAGCUUCGGCAUACGCGGCGAUGCGGUACCUCUGGAGCUCGAUCUUUGGCUCUGACAGCUGGAAGCUCAUUGUGCCGGCCGCUCUGUAUACGCUGCAGAACUCGCUGGUGUAUGCCGCCAUCAGCAACCUGGAUGCUGUCACGUUCCAAGUCACAUACCAGCUGAAGAUCCUCACCACCGUCCUCUUCAGCGUUCUGUUACUUGGCAGGUCCAUCUCGCUGAGGCAGUGGCUGUCGCUGGUUCUCCUCGCCUUCGGGGUCGCCUUGGUGCAGGUCGCCGGCCAGCUCGGCGCUGACGACUGGAAAGCACGGCUGACCUCGCUCAUCCGAAGCGGGACGGUACCGACUUCCAAUGCGUUCCGGGGUCUCAUGGCCGUCGUGGCCGCCUCGCUCACAUCUGGCUUGACCUGCGUCUAUUUCGAGAAACUCGUGAAGGACUCGAUGACCUCGGUAUCGUUGUGGACCCGCAAUGUGCAGCUCUCUUUCUUCAGCUUGUUCCCCGCGCUCUUCAUCGGCGUGAUCUGGCAGGACGGGGCGGCCAUCGCCCAGGACGGCUUCUUUGUUGGGUACAACCCGACUGUUUGGACAACAAUCGUCCUGCAGGCCCUAGGUGGCUUGAUCGUGGCGGUUUGCAUUGCGUACGCGGACAAUGUGGCCAAGAACUUUGCUGCGAGCCUGAGCAUCGUCGUCAGCUAUGCGGCGACGACGGCCAUCUCCCGGAAGCCGGUGACGCUUCAGGCGACAGCAGGCGCGGCGGUCGUGCUGCUGGCCAUGUAUCUCUUCAAUGGCAGGCCAGCACCCCGGAUGGUGCUACUGCCGGUCAGUCAGCAGCGACACGAGUCAGAGAAGUCGAGGCCGUUGCUCUGCGAGCUGACCUCCAUACCACCGAUUAGAUAAUACGCACCUUUGACAGAUCCAAUGAAUAGUAAUGGUGGACAAUAUUCUUCGCCUGAUCUGAGUUCUUGUUCUCGGAUCGGUUGAGUAAACCGAGGUUCGAUCCAUGUCAUUUCUGUAUGUAUGUCCAAGGACAGCGUGGUUGUUCGAGGAAGGUACUGGGCGGGUGACAUGUAGAGCUGUGGCACAAUCACAACCGGACUACGAAGUACGAAAAUUCUUGUGGCUUCUCUGGCAUUACUACCUUCCCCUCCACUAGCUUUCUCACAUCUUCC